Messenger RNA from Ciona intestinalis (vase tunicate), 816 nucleotides. RefSeq names its product NADH dehydrogenase [ubiquinone] 1 alpha subcomplex subunit 13-like. The record is from RefSeq and is a predicted model, not a curated record. Gene Ontology annotation, cellular component: respiratory chain complex I. NCBI's taxonomy places the organism in Eukaryota, Metazoa, Chordata, Ascidiacea, Phlebobranchia, Cionidae.
UUAAAGUUUACUAUAUAAGUUCUACUUUUUUUAUUUGGUUAGUUUUAAACAGUGCCAUGGUAAAACUAUUUAAACUAAAAAUUAAAAAAGUUUAUACUUCAUACAAAGUUUCAUGUAGUUUAUCAUUAAUAUCUACACUUUAAAAUGUCUUUUAGCAGAAGUGUGGUUAAGAUGUCUGCCGGGUGGAAAAAUAUCAAGUACAGACAGGACAUGCCUCCUCCUGGAGGUUAUGGCGCUGUGCCAUACAAAAGAAACUUGCCUGUGCGAGGGCUAGGUGGUUUUGCACUGUUUGGCUUAGGAAUCGGCCUAUCGGCAAUUGGAGUCAAAAUGCUGUGGGAAAGGAAAGUUCUAGAAGAAUUUACGAACCAAGAAAGUCACCAAGCGGAGUUGGUCUACUAUCCUCUUCUUCAAGCUGAAAAGGAUCGCACUGAGCUCCGGCUCCAUAAAGAGAAGAUUGAAUCCGAGGCUCUGAACAUUGUGGGGACAGGGUUUGACCCAACAUAUGAACCAGGAAUGGGUAAUGUUUAUCACACCCCAGUGUAUGAACCUCCUCUCAUGGAAUCGCUCUCUCCAUUCUGGCAGUCUAUUAGACUAUGGUAUCAGCCACCAAACAUUGAGAAGCUAGGACCUUAAGUUUUUUCUUUACUGUGUGUAUUGAAUUCUUGUAUUUAUUUAAAGUACUGCAACAAUUUGGAAAUGUUUAGAUUUUCUUAUCAAAUUACGAAUAAUACAAAAAUUUAUGAGUGAAAAUAGUUCAUUUGUGGUGACUUUAUAAACGUUGAUAUGUAAUGAAACUUUAUGUUUUGCAACUAUUAG